AUGGUGUCUAUAGCACAGAUCGCUGAGCUCGACACCAUACAUCAGGAGUACAUAUCGGCGUACUGGUGUAGUUGUGCUAUUGUCUUGGCAGUCCUCACUCCGGUCCAUCUUGAGACCAUUGCUAGAAUUGUGGCGGAACGGGAGGCUGAUAGUUAUAAAUCCCACAUGCAUGACUUGCUACGGGCGAGUUUCGAUGCUACUAUCUGGGUGGACAACGAUCUGCGGGUUGUCGGGGAUUCCGAUCCGCGGCUGGACUAUGUCUUCUUGACGCCGAUGUGUGGUAAAUCUCUGCUGGACUUUGUGGAGGAUGAGAGUGAACGCGAACGGUUCGAAGCGUAUGCGGCUAAGUCGAGGGCAUCGAGAUCAACUACACUGUUUCAUGCGACUUUUCGUACGGCAGCUGAGGAAGGCUGUCGGAACUUCGACGCUGAUGUUUAUAUGACUUCCAAAUAUUCGUUGUGGUUGCAAGCUGGUCAACAGCAUUUGAUCGGACUCCGGCUCCGGGAUAACCGAUCAGAGCCAGGUUCGCCGAAGCAAGGCAACGUCAGCAACUUCCUCAGUGGCAUCUCGGGUCAAUGGGAAUGCCCUGAGUGUCGCUGUGUUAACUUUGACAAUGUCGAUACGUGUAUAUUAUGCGAGCGACCGCGAGGUGAGUUACUGGGCUCCUUGAAUGAAGGCAGUUCGACAUUUGGUCGGAGUUGUCAUUCGAGUCAUCAAGCUGCUAGUUCUACAAAAAGCUUUAUCUUUGAUACUAUUUAUGAGGACGAGGAUGAAGAAUAUGAGGGUAAUGAUGACGUGGCUAACGGUCCUGAUCAGUCGAAGGACCCCGGACUUGAGCAAGAGUAAUGAGAUUUUGUGAUUAAAUAGCACCUGUCCGUCGUUGGGAUGCGCUGCUGACUGGAGGAAAGCUUUUCUAUACCGUUACGUGGGAUUGAUCUG
Molecule: messenger RNA, 939 nt
Organism: Perkinsus marinus ATCC 50983
Lineage: Eukaryota; Perkinsozoa; Perkinsida; Perkinsidae
Exons: 1
Coding region: 1-846 (281 amino acids)
Source: RefSeq, a predicted model, not a curated record